This is a messenger RNA of Paramuricea clavata, 2006 nucleotides long. Lineage: Eukaryota; Metazoa; Cnidaria; Anthozoa; Malacalcyonacea; Plexauridae. The record is from the annotation of a GenBank genome assembly.
AUGGCCGACGAAGAAGAUACCAAACUGAAUCGACUUACAACCAAUCGUUCUCGAAGUGGCGACCAGAACGAGUCAUUUCAACAAGAAAGCAAAACAGCGAAUAUAUCGGGAAAAUAUACUGGUAACUGUUUUAACUGUGGUAGCAACUAUUUUCCAGGUCACAAACAAGUUUUCCCAGCACAAGGAAAAUCAUGUCGUUCGUGUGAAAAGCUCAACCAUUUUGCCAAAGUUUGCCGCAGUUGCUCAAUGCGAAAGCCAGAAUUUCGUGCACAAAACAGGGAAAAAUCGAACGAAAUCGACAACUCUAUUAAAGCAUUCAUAACAACGCCAAGAGAAACCGGAACCGGAAGUCGGCGAAUGACGACAGCGACGAAUACAGCUUCACCUUGACCCAAGGUCAAUCCAAGUUCAGCCCAACGAAGGUAACCAAAACAAACAAGGGUGUUUUCGUGACGGCGAAAAUAAACGAAACGGAUAUAAGAUUAGUUCUUGACUCUGGUGCAACAACAAAUAUUUUAGAUUCUGCAAGUUUUGAACGUAUUCAAAAGAACAAUGCGAAACUCCAACUGGAACCUACGUCAAUCAAAAUAUACCAAUACAACUCUACAGUUCCCCUACACACUACAGGCAAGUUUGAAGUUCAAUUUUGUAACGGUACAAAAACUACAUCUGCAACAUUUCAUGUUGUUGAAGGAAAUUCAGGGUCAUUGUUGGGAUAUGAGAGAGCAACAAAACUGGGACUUUUGCAUGUUAAUUAUAAUGUCAACCAAACAACAACCAUGCCUAUUUCUACAUCAAGCAACACGUCUGAUCUGGUCGCAAAGUUUCAGCACCUAUUUACUGGCAUUGGUAAACUGAAAGAUUAUAAGCAAAAGCUACAUCAUGACCCUAGUAUACAACCAGUUGCCCAAAAACCUCGGCGAGUACCAUUUCACUUACGUAAGCAAGUAUCUGUCCGAAAUGAAGAAUUAGAAGCACUCGAUAUCAUAGAACGUGCAUCAGGGCCAACAUCUUGGGUAUCGCCUGUGGUCGCAGCAUCUAAACCCCACAACCCAUCUGAAGUUAGAGUAUGUGGUGAUUAUCGACAACCCAACCGAGCCAUAAUUCGGGAACGGCACCCUAUUCCCACCGUGGAAGACCUCAUGGAGGACAUGACUGGUGCUUGUGUCUUUUCAAAAUUAGAUCUUCGCGCUGGCUACCAUCAAAUUGAACUGGAAGAAGAAUCGAGAUCUGUUACCACCUUUUGCACACAUGAAAGCUUAUAUCGAUAUAAGCGACUACCCUUCGGCAUCUCCUCUGCGUCUGAAGUUUUUCACAAUGUCCUGCAACAGUCACUUCAAGGUCUUCAUGGCGUUCAUAACAUAGCGGAUGACCUCAUAGUUUGGGGAAAAUCCCAGGAAGAACAUGAUCGCAAUCUUGAAGCUUUGUUCCAACGGCUAGAUGCCAAGGGCCUCACAUUGAAUGGUGAUAAAUGUGAAUACAACCAACCAAGUUUAUGAUUUUAUGGUUACAGUUUGUCCAAAGAUGGUCUAUCUGCUGAUCCCAAGAAAGUUGAGGCCAUAGUCAAAACUACAACUCCACAGAAUGUUGCUCAGCUCCGAAGUUUCCUUGGUCUAGCUAACAACUGCGCUCGUUUUAUCAAGGAUUUUGCCACUCUUUCAGCACCUCUGAACGAACUGACCAAGAAGUCAACAAAAUGGCAAUGGACUGUCAUCCACCAACAAGCUUUUGAGAAAAUUAAGACUGGAAUUGCAGAGGAUUGCAGCAUGACAUUCUAUGAUCCUGCCAAAGAAAUAAUCCUGACGGUUGAUGCAAGUCCUGUCGGUCUUGGGGCCAUACUGUCUCAGAUACAAGAGGAUGGUACCAUACGCAACAUUCCUUAUGCAAGUCGCACCCUUACCGCCACUGAACGCCGCUACUCGCAGACAGAAAAAGAAGCCCUUGCAGUGGUAUGGGGCUGUGAACGCUUCCAUUUGUAUCUUGUAGGUAAAGAAUUUACCCUCUAG